This is a messenger RNA of Bactrocera tryoni, 1289 nucleotides long. RefSeq lists its product as uncharacterized. Gene Ontology annotation, molecular function: protein binding. The transcript is spliced from 5 exons. The record is from RefSeq and is a predicted model, not a curated record. The coding region runs from base 39 to 1241 and encodes 400 amino acids. Lineage: Eukaryota; Metazoa; Arthropoda; Insecta; Diptera; Tephritidae.
UCUCUUAAAUACUAGUGCAUAAGGCUUGAACAAACAAUAUGACUUCUACUAAGAGAUCUGUGCGUCAAUCUCACAAAAAGCCGGUUACCCACGAGGUUAAGGACGUCGAAUCGGGCGUACCUUUACGUACGCUGGAGAGCAUUUACGAUUCCAAACAUAUGUUUUUCUCGCAGGAAGAUUUCCAAGGCUGGUAUGAAGAAAUGUGGUCCGCUUCAGACAUUAAACAGAAAUCUAAAAUGCAGUUGUCACGCACAACGCUACUACGCUUAGACUAUCUGCAGUUUAAGGCCGCACGUACUAUACAAAAAUACCUACGCCGUUGGUAUUAUCAGCGUAUCUACCAACGUAAACGUACCGCGGCCAUACGCUUACAAUUUGAGUGGCGCAAAUUCUACAGAAGACAUAAUACAUAUCGUAAGCUGGAGGAGGAAACUCAAGCGGUAGUCGAGCAAUAUUAUUUCCGGCAAGCGCAGAAGAUACAAGCGCUGUGGCGAGGUUGGUACACACGUCAAUACAUACACGAUCACAGCCAAUUAUUGAAGUCGCAAGUUUUAACCGCCGAAGAGCUACUGCAGUGUGUGGCCUUCAAGUUACACCAUAUGAUGCGUACCUAUCAAAUACCCGGUGUUUAUUCGUUGAGGAACUCACACUGUCUCUCGAAAGUUGAAAAACUGCUAGCAGCCAUGUCCUUCAAGCAGCAUAAUAAAUAUGUGCGACAACUGCGCGCCAAGCUGGAGAAUCAGACAAAUAUUGCGCGCAAAAAGUUUGAGCAUUCCUCUUACAAUACAUUGAUACCAUAUCCGGGACCUAAUGUACAUGGUUAUUGCGAUCCGAAAUGUGAAAUUUUGGAAAAAUCUAAGGAUGUGGAUCGUCGUAUGUACAAUAUCUUAAAUAUGUACGAACAAGCCGCCAAAGCCCAAUUACGUGACAAGCAUCGAGCGGUGAAAAAAAGACGCAGGUCCGUCGAACGAAAAGAGAAGAAAGCCACGGGCUCCGCCAAAUCAAAGAUUGCUCCACGCAAGCCAUCUAUAGUGGAAAAGAAAACCGAUUUCUGUGAGGAUAUUGUAAAUAGCAUGAAGCGUUGGAGUAUCUUGAGAGAUAACAAUGUCACUGUAGAUCCGGAUAUCUUUCGACGUCCGGAGAUGUUGGAGAAUUUCUUGCAUGAAAUCGAGUCCAUAUAUAAUAUGAUGCAGGAGCAUUGUCAUUGUAAAAUUAAAAUUCUAGAACAAUUAUGCCACUGAAAACGUAAGAAGCAGAGAGCGAAGGAGCAGACGAGGUGCAAUGUAGAU